UGGGAUCUGCUUAGCUAGAGACUACCGGAUCGUACGCAGACCGACGUUUUAGACAUUGGACUGCUACUCAUUGCCCAUUAUAACCCCCUCCCCGUUGUCCGUAUCAUCGUUGCUUAUAUUGUGCGGACGUGCGCCUCCUUGCGCGCCCCGUCAGCUUUACGCUCACGUUACGUCUUCACGCCUUCCCGUAUCCUCACAUUCAUGUCCAUAUCCCAUCGCAGCGCGGCAGCCUCCUAGAUGCGCUCUAGCGCCUUAAUCAUCCCUCCAUCCUUUCUUCUGCUCAUAAGUAGUCAUACAAGCUCGUUCAUGUAUGUGUAUAUAACGGAUUCAGACUGUUGCCACCCUGUACGCUAUCACUCGACAUUCCUUCAUUGCUUUUGCUAUAUAUUCGCCUCUGGAAACCGGAUGUCCAGUGUACGGCGUACAAUCAGGUCUUUCCCCCAAGCAGAGGAGGCUCAGGCGCCGCUAGAUCUGGACCUCGUUUGGGAGGGUCUUGUACUGUGUCCCUAGUGCGGUAUGCAAUAACAGGGCUCAGCAGGCCG
Schizophyllum commune H4-8 is the source of this 542-nucleotide messenger RNA. RefSeq lists its product as uncharacterized. The record is from RefSeq and is a predicted model, not a curated record. The transcript has a single exon. The coding region runs from base 238 to 510 and encodes 90 amino acids. Lineage: Eukaryota; Fungi; Basidiomycota; Agaricomycetes; Agaricales; Schizophyllaceae.